AUUUUAAUCUUAUUCAUCAAUUCUCCAUAUAUUCAACAUGAUUGGAAAACUCACCAUUGUUCUUCUGGUCGCUUGUAUUGUCUUCACUGAAGCAGCAAAAUUCAAGAAAUUGAACACCAAGGAUCACCCUGUCCCUUACUGCUCAAACGACGAGAUCCUCGGCUGUGUUGGAGAGAUCUCUGGAGCUCUGUUUGACUGUGGACUGACCUUUGAUAUUGUUGGGUGCAUCCAGGAUGUCCUUGGGGCCUCGAACUGUGGAAACUGUAUCUGUGAUGUGCUUGCAUAUCUUGGAUUAGAUCUCUGCUACCUAGAGGAACUAAAAGAGAAGAAACGAAACAUGUAAAACAUGGAAAGCUAAAAUAAUUGACAAAAUUGAAAUAAAAAUUGUAUUGUUUUAAAAA
This is a messenger RNA of Eurytemora carolleeae, 401 nucleotides long. RefSeq lists its product as uncharacterized. The record is from RefSeq and is a predicted model, not a curated record. The coding region runs from base 38 to 343 and encodes 101 amino acids. The transcript is spliced from 3 exons. Lineage: Eukaryota; Metazoa; Arthropoda; Copepoda; Calanoida; Temoridae.